Molecule: messenger RNA, 1089 nt
Organism: Limanda limanda (common dab)
Lineage: Eukaryota; Metazoa; Chordata; Actinopteri; Pleuronectiformes; Pleuronectidae
Exons: 7
Coding region: 1-1089 (362 amino acids)
Source: RefSeq, a predicted model, not a curated record
AUGUCUAGUAGAGUCACCUACAACAAGGUGUUUGAGAAAGUGUGGGGUGCUUCUGAGCAGAGAGUCCACGUGACUGUCGACCUCUUGCUGUCCUGGAAACACCUCCCCAAUGUGGCUGUGUAUGAUUAUGCCAGGGGUCUGGCACUGCAUGCCAACCACAGGCAGCCAGGAAUAUUUGCCCCUUUUCAGGGAAGGUUACUGGAUCCCACCCCAGAAAACGUGAAGAAGGCCUCGGAGGGAAAGGUCCAUGUCAGCUUGCCCUGGCUGAAAUUUCAAAAAAAGCCAGCUGACAAAGAUGGUCACCCUCUUACUGGAUCUUCACAGCAUUUUGCUUUAAACGAUGUGUUCCACCAGGGGAACAGCAAAGACCAGUGUGAAGUUCUAAGAAAACUGGAGCUUGUUCCUGAACUUGCUGGUCUAAUUAACAGCCAGUGUGCCGAGCAGCUGUUUUCAGGGAUGAGAAAUAACAACUACUUUUUAAAUCAGACAACCCCAUCAACACACAUUUUUCUACAAAGAAACAUUCUCCACCACUACAACAUGGCAAGAAACCAAACAAUCAAAAAUCAGUACAGCAAGAUUGUUCCUCCAGAUGUUUCAUUGCAGUUUGACACCCAUGGAAGGGUAGUCUUAGCUCACUCCCCAUCAGCUGCGAUGUCAACUGGGUCAUAUGGGAAAGAACAAGAAGACUCUCAUGAGUAUGAGUCAGAAGUAGAAAUGCAGUGUGACACCCUUGGAAUGGUAGUCUUAGCUCACUCCCCAUCAGCCGUGAUGUCAACUGGGUCAUCAGGGAAAGAACAAGAAGACUCUCAAGAGUUAAAUGAUGACAGUGAGCAGAGACCUCAUGGACACUUCCCUAGUCUCCACAAGUUUUCAGCACACAGAGCAUACUGGGGACAGAAACUCCAAGACAGCCAGGAACAACUGCUGUCUCAUGUCUUGGAUGAGACCAAAAGUCACACUCAGCACCUUGCAAUGGUGAAUAACAUCAUCCUGACCCGCUUUGACUUUUGGACUCUGGGUUUGCAGCAGGACAUUGAGGGAACGAUCCUGAACUCUUGUCUCAAAAUGAUUGAGAAGGUAGUGUAA